CUGUGAGACGCGAUCGUAAAAAGUUUUCUUUCGGAUUUCGGAAAUUUUCAGGAUUUAUUAAGAUUUAUAUCAUGGAGCAAUUCGUUGCGAUUCUUUCAGAAGGCAAGACAGUCCCUUGUUUGGAAGAUCUUGGCACCUUUAAAACAGCUCAUGCAAGUAUUGCGUUGCUACAACGAGAGAAGACUUACGGAGUAAAAGCCGAUUUGGUUCUUCGCAAUCUUAUGUCGCUUGAAAGAAAAUAUUUCUUCGUCAUCCAACGCCAUUUAAUACUCGGCAAGUAAUUCAUCAGGGGCUUGGACAUAUGAUGCCAUUUUUAGAAGAAAUUGCAAACAUUUGCCUUGGACAUCCGAUCUUCGUGGAACACCACCAUUUAGUUUCAUUCAGCUGUACGAUUACCUUGUUAUUCGUACACUGAAAUUCAAACAUAUUUUGUUAAAGAGCACAUCCUAUAAGAAGCUUAAGGCCUUCCACUUUUUUAUGAAGGCUCUAAAAAAAUAUUGAAAUUGCCAAGUUUAUUCUUUUGAUGUGCGUGUAAAAGCUUCAAUUAAAAGAACUCUGUAUAAGACAAUUGUUCAAGUUUCAAAUUCUUCUGGUGUUGUUUGUUCUGCAGCUUGCACAUGUCCUGCUGGUAUUAGGUUGGGGGGUUUUGGUAAUUGUAAUCACAUUGGUAGGGUUCUAUUCGCUCUUGAAGAUUAAAACAUCAUAAAACAUUUUAUCCUCGAGAUUUGUUUCUCGAGUAUGGCGGUCAUGAAUUUCGCAGCUCCGUUCGCAAUUUGCAUUUUGCCUCAGUUUUGAGUAUGAAAAGUGAUUCCAGUAUCUACUACAUCCUUUGAGUUAAUGGUUUUGGAUUGAACACGACCUUCGAAACUGGUAACCAGGUUGUAGCUCAACUCGUUGAUGUUUACUCUGCAUAUAGUCUUUGGCAUUCCCACGCCAUGUUGGAUGGGCCUAAGCAUUCUCUUGCCAUUAAACCUCGACUUUGCAAUCGAAUGUUUCAUCUAAUUCUGUUACUUUGUGGUGACAUCCAUGUAAAUCCAGGAUCUAACUGGAAAUAUCCUCGUGGGGCAUGUAAAAAGCCAGUAAAAGCUAACAAGAUGGAAUACUAUGUGAUGACUGUGAGCUUUGGUUUCACGCAAAGUGUGUUCAUAUUGAUGAAAAUGAUUACAUUGCACUGAGUGAACCCAGCACAAACUGGUCUUGUUUACAGUGCAUCUUUCCAGGGACAGCAGAGGAAGCCUAAAUUUCGACGUGGCCUGAAAGUGGUGGCCUAAGUGUAAAGUGGGAUAUUCUAACGUCAAUCAUCUGUACAAUAAGCUUGAUAAGAAAAAGGAAAACUCUUGCUGAUCUCCAUUUUGAUUUUUUUGGUGUAUCUGAAACCUGGCUAACACCUGACAUUACUAACAACGAAAUCAAAAUCUCUGGAUAUACUGCAGUUCAAAGAGAUCGAAAAGAUCCUAAUCAAAAUAGGAUGAGGGGUUGGUAGUUUACGUCAGAAGUGAGUUAAAUGCGAGAAAAAGAACAGACCUAAUGGAGAAUAAGCAUACUGAAUGUAUCUGGAUCAAAAUAAAUCGACCGAAAUCUAAACCACUAAUCAUUGGAAUAUAGGCCACCUGAUGCCACACUUUACACUUACCUUUUUUAUUUUAAAGAUCAAUUACAAAAGAUAGAUCAUACAUAAACAGAAAUCACCAUAAUGGGUGAUUGUAAUGUGGACAUGCUCUCUAAGUCUGGGCCCAAGAUCAUGAGACAAUCUGUUCGCAAUUUUCUUUUGGCAAAGGACCUUGAGCAAGUGAUAAAAUUACCGACUAGGGUUUGUAAAAGUUCAAAAACUCUUGUUCAUCUUCUCUGUGAAAAUAACACACAUAGAGUUGUGCAAACUGGGGUUAUUUCAUCGUCCAUCAGUGGUCAUAGCAUUAUCAUGUGUGUGUUUAAAAGUGGCGUUCCUAAACUACCGUCUCGGGCAUAUGAAUCAAGGACUUUUAAGAACUUCGCAAAGGAGGAUUUCUUGAAAGAUUCAGCGAACAUUCCUUGGCAUGUUAUUGAUGGUGUUCAAUCCGUUGAUGAUGCUCUUUUCCUUUGGGAAAAAUUGUUCUGUGAAAUAGCGGAGGUGCACGAACCAACUGAAUAGAAAAGAGUCAAAGGACAAAAAGCACCUUAGGUCAACAAAGAGUUGUUGGGUGCUAGAAAUGAACGUGACUAUCACCAUCGUAAAGCAUGUAGUAUUUAUAGUGCAUAACAUUGAGAUAUGUACAAAAAGUUGCGCAACUAUGCUAACCGAGAGAACCGUCGAUUAAAAUCUGAAUACUUCAAAAGUUUGAUAGAAGAAAAUUAGUCUGACAGCUAAAGAAUGUGGAAAUGCCUUAAAGAUAUCCUGUCAGAUGAAAAAUCACCCGAUACUUUUGGACUCCAAGAAAAACAUUGUUAUAUCACUGAUCCUUCCAAAAUUGCAGAAGCUUUUAAUAAACAUUUUUCUAAAACUGGUAUAAAAUUAGCACGAGCACUCGAGUCGUAUUUAAUAUUGCAUUUAAUAUUGCACCGAGAACGACAGCCUCAUUCACUAUAAAGACUGUUUCUGUGGAAUUUGUCAAACAACAGCUACAGAGUUUAAAAACAAACAAGGCGGUAGGUCUUGAUAAGAUCAGUGCAAGGCUUCUAAAGGAUGGAGCAGAUGAUAUUGCUCCAGUACUGCAAAAGAUAUUAAACCUAUCGAUUGAACAGCAAUGUGUACCAAACAGUUGGACAUCAGCGAAAGUUAGAGCUCUACUCAAAAGUAGUGAUGACAAGGGUUGUGCUAACUAUAGGCCAAUCUCGAUAGUGCCUACUGCAAGCAAGAUACUAGAACGUGCUGUUCACUCACAGUUAUACAAUUUCUUAAAGGAAAAUGUCGUCCUUUAUCCAAGAAAAUGGUUUGCAGGUAAGGGUUUCCAGCACUCUUCAUCAACUGUACAUGCCCUUCUAAAAUUUUGUGAAGACAUUCUUGAAAAUAUGAAUAACUCCAACACGUAACAGGAGCUUGUUAUCUUGACUUAAAGAAGGCUUUCGACACUGUGGAGCAUUCUAUCCUGCUGAAAAAAUUAGCGGCUCAUGGUGUUGAUAAAAAGUCAGUGGGCUGGUUUACGGCUUAUCUCAGUAAUGCUAGUGUUAGGAAUUUUAUUUCCAAACCAAGCCAUGUUUUUAUAGGAGUGCCCCAGGGAUCAGUGCUGGGACCGCUCUUGUUUUUAAUCUACAUAAAUGACUUUCCGGAUCGACUCCAAAAUACCAGAUCAGUUCAUACAACAGCUCCUGGUGCUGAUCAGUGAUCACCUUACAGUAGCAUUAAAUGAAGAUCGAAAUAAUGUGAGGAACUGGCUUGUGAAUAACAAAUUAACCCUCAACAUUGGCAAGUCAAAAUAUAUGCUGAUUGGAGGAAAAAAGCGAGUCAAAGAUUUUGGAAAUGUUGGGAACUUUAUUUCCAAACCAAGCUAUGUUUUUAUAGGAGUGCCCCAGGGAUCAGUGCUGGGACCGCUCUUGUUUUUUAUCUACAUAAAUGACUUUCCAGAUCGACUCCAAAAUACCAGAUCAGUUCAUAAAACAGCUCCUAGUGCUGAUCAGUGAUCAUCUUACAGUAGCAUUAAAUGAAGAUCUAAAUAAUGUAAGGAACUGGCUUGUGGGUAACAGAUUAACCCUCAACAUUGGCAAGUCAAAAUAUAUGCUGAUUGGAGGGAAAAAGCGAGUCAAAGAUUUUGGAAAUGUAGCGCUGAGCAAUGAAGGCAAGGAAUUAGAAAAAGUCAGCAACUACAAAUACCUGGGAGUUACCAUCAGUGAAAAUCUCUCUUGGAUGGAUCAUUUAGAGUCGGUUUCCAGAAAAGUUUCGCAAAGAAUAGGUGUCCUGAGACGAAUAAGGCAGCUACUACCAAGAGCUCAAAGAGAGACGGUGUACAACUCAAUGAUACUACCUCUAUUUGUUUAUGCUGACAUUGUAUGAGAAACCAUGACAAUAAAGUAUCAAUGAAGUCGCUUCAGAUUCUACAGAAUAAGGCUGCAAAAGUCAUACUUUCCAAACAGUUUUUCAAAUCAUUCUAUCGUUUCAUGAAAAACAAGAGUCUCAAACACGAGCCCUGCGGAAACCCUUUUGGUCAGAUAAGAAGUGAACCUGCUCUGGAAAACAGAUUAUUCGUGAAUUACGCCAUCUACUUUGAUGUUACCGAAUGUUUUUAACAAUGCUUGAUAUGCUUCAUAAAUUUUUUAUUUGAACAAAACAAUAAUUUUCUCUUGCGUUUUCCAAGAAAUUAUACAUUUUUGUACGAUAGAGAAAGAAAAAUGUUUUCGCAAUUCUAGUUCAACUUUUGUAAAAAGAGUACUUCUUAUGCUAAACUUAGAAAUUUGGGAUCGUUAAAGGCAGUACGUCGCGCCGUUCAUUGGUUUAUGGAAACAAAGAGCAACAUUUCAGUGAGUUUUCAUUUCGUAACAAAGGACGCUUAAUGAUGCUAACGAUGAGUUGUUCUAAUUUGCCAUGCUUCUCUAAUUUCGAGGACCCUCGAAAUUGAACAAAGUGAACAGCACGACACACUGCCUUUGAGUGAAUUUGUCACGAAGGUUUUCGUGACAGAGGUCAUGUAAAAAUUUGUAUGUCAUGACCACCUUGUCUAACUAGAAUAGAAAGAGACCUUACAGAAAGCCAAGUACAGAGCCAACCAUCUUUGUGCUUCCUCGUUAAAUCUAUUUGCCCUUGUGCGCAAUUGGUUUAACUUGGUUAGUCUAUCUGCCAUCUCACUUCAGAAAAUCGAGGGGAGCCAGGGACAGACUGACAAAAUAGCUAUUAAGAUUCCUGCAAUAGAGUUAGCUUAUGCAAGACAGUGAAAUAAGGUAGCAAGAGAAAAUAGGAACUCUGUCCGGGAUUAUUAAAAAAAUGUGAUAGAAAAAUACUUGGGAUCCAGAGAAAAUGUGGAAAUCAAUGAGAGCAGUAUUGGACUAAGAAGUCAAAUCUACACCGUUUCUCAGCAUUAAAAUUAACGACAAACAUUUGGCAAAAAAUGAGAUUCUUGCAGCCUUAAAUUGCCACUUAAUAUCUGUUGGGCUAAGCCUAGAUAAAAACAUUGAACGGAGACCAGACCAAAUUUGCUUAAAGAACAUCACGCCAGAAAACGAUGAAUUAUGGUAUAAAACAGAAGUCUUAAGAAUGGGAAAGCUUUUCGAAAGUUAUACUACACUACAACAUCACUAAAUGCAGCAUAGACUUCUGACACGAAAGCAUAGACAGUAGCUACGUCAAUCUUACUAUAUUUCUAAAUCUCAAAAAGGCUUUGACAAAGUCUAUCAUAACAUAUUGGUAAAAGAAAUAUGUACUUAUAGAAUCAAGGGAAGAUCUGGAGUAAAAGACAACAGAUUUGCACUUUGAAUGGUCAGAAUUCGAUUUCAAGAGAAGAGGUUUCUGGAAUUCCUCAAAGUUCCUGUCUGGGCCCCUUCCUUUUUAUUAUCUACUUAAAAUGCUUAAAUUUUCCAAGACAAGCAUCUACGUUGACGAUGCUAAUAUCUAUCUUCCAGGAUGAGGGUAAAUAAGGUCAGCCUGAAUCCGAAUUUAUGGUCAUAGGGCAUUCACUCAAGGCAAACAAGCUGAACUUUCUAGAAAUGCUAAAAUCAAAUAACUGCGACAUUGAGGGAUUUUAUAAAGCUAAAUCCCUCAGCAUUAUUGUAGACGAGCUAGCAAUUGCCACGUAUCUAAAGCAGGUCUAUUAUACAUUAAUCGAGAGUCACCUGCGCUACGCCAAUGUAGUAUGCAAGAGUUUAUCGAGAGAACAACUAGUUUUCUCCACCACCAACAAAAGAAGCUCCUACAAUGCCUGCCAAAAGUACUUGGAACACCCAGCAGUUUACGCUGCAUUUGAUAUCUUUCAUUCCUUUCAUGAAAAAAAUUGCUACUUCCGCCCCCUUCCCCCUAAAACAAUGUUGAGGAAUUAGAGAAAUAUCAUAAAAGAAGCACAAAAGAAAGUGCUUCUUAAAAUCCUAACCAGUUUUAUAGUAAACCAACAUUGUUCUGUAGGGGAGAGGGGGAUGAUUGAUUUUGACCUUGGAAAUUGAUGUCAGUGUUCCAAGACUUUUGGCAGGCAUUGUAGUUAAUAAUUUUAGAACGCAAGAAUUAAGAAUUAAGUUUAGAAAAUCUUCUCCGAUAUGAAAGGGAUGUCCUAGCCUAUAAGAAUGUGAAAAAAAUUUUUCCUGAAAGCUUAUGGGACAAAUACGAAACGAUAUCUUUGCAAUGGACGUAUAUCACAAAGCAAUGCGAAGAUCGUUGGACCCCUAGAUUCUGGACAGAAUUUCUAACGAUAUCUUUCACUAUACAACAUCCAAAGAAUUGAUACUCGUGCCGAAGUUCGCGAACUAUUGACGCUAAUUCGUUUCCAAAAACGACCUAAAACACAUCUACAAAGCAAAAAUACAUUUCCCAGGAAGAACAGCAAACUGAUUUUUAAAAGGUUUCUUAUUAUAGUGCCGUCGAAACAAAAUUAAUAUUGGGGAGAAGGGGCCACCCGUUGUUUUGCUCCCAUUCAUUAUACUGUUAUUUUCAUUUUUUGCAUUAAUAAUGAUCCUCCCAGUACUUCCAGUUAAGAGUUAUUUUAUUUCCUUGACCCAUUGUUACAACUUUUGUUCAUGGCCGAUAAUCAAUUGUUUCUAUUUUAACCUAGACUUUUUUUAUUUGCAUUAGAAAUAUUUUCAAGCCAAUUUUUGAGGUCUUUGAGAAGGUAAUGCAGGUUUUCAAAGGCUCUGUUUAUACUCGUGUCAUUGGCAUCUAUUCUUAGGAUCGUACAUUUCAAAUUAAUUUCAAAUAUAUGAUGAAAAUUAAAGGCCCCCAACAGGAGCCCUGAGGAACACCAAAUACUACAUAUUUACAAAAUACCUCAAGUUUUGCAAAAUCAGUUGAAUCUGUUCAAAAUGGACUGAGAUAUGGUCAAUGAAAGAAAUAAGCUUUUCUAUUAGUUACUGAUGUUUUGCCUGGUUCAAAAUCUUUAAAAUUUAGAGGCAUUUGUAGUGAUAUUUCACGUUAUGGGGUCAGAAUUCCAAAAUAUAAAACUGAAUUUUUUAAUAGCAUCACUUUGUCACUCUACACUGCUUUGCAGUUUGCCUCGUAGCACACAUGAUGCUUAACAGCCACCACAUCCAAGAUAAAAUUCAAGUUGGAAAAACCUAUGGCCCCGCAGAUGUUUUCGGCCCUAGGCCCAGCAUUCUCUAAAACCGCCGCUGAUUUUGAGAGAUCAUACAGAUUGGAAGAACAUUUUGUUAUUCACGCAUUAUUCACUGUAAUGCAACUUUGUCCUUGUUGUUACAGGAGCAACAGAGUUGCUAGGCUCGCCUUUUAAAACUAUAGACAAAAUAUGUUUCGAAAUUGAUGUCUAGCGGGUUAUGGCGUAAGAAGUAGAGCACCAAAAGUGGGGUUUGAUUAUCUUAUCGUUGUCACAUCAAUUAUUAAAUGUUGAAUUUAUAUUACACGAGCAAGCGUGACAUUUGGUAAAGUUCGGCAACACACCAACGUAGAGUUUCAAAUCAAUUCAUAAUCAAGUAGCGAGAUUCAAAUUCAGAAAUUCAAAAUGAAAGAGGCCUUUACAACAUGCCAAACUCUAUUUGUCUUACUGAUGACCAGCAGAUGUCUUUGCUUAACAAGACUUCCGUGCAAAUUCUACGCUGACUUCAGCAUUAUCCUGAACAAUACUGCUGACACAGGGACAGUCAUGAAAACAAUUUCUUCAAGGACUGUGCGACAGUGCACCCUCGAAUGUCUUUCUUGGCCUAAGUGUCUCUCUCUGAAUUACAAUCGUGGGACGAUGACUUGUGAGCUACUGGAAAGAAGGUUCAACGAGAGCGUUCCAUUGUUGACGGAAAGGAAGGGGCAGGUGUACAUGACAACAGACGAUGGGAAAAUAAAUAAUGGACCUGUUUGUCAAAUCAAAUCUCCUUGCGAAAAUGGUGCGAAGUGCAAAGAUACAUGUGAUGAAAAGGGAUACAAGUGCAUAUGCGCCCCACUUUACUACGGAACACAUUGUGACAAGUUGAAACAAGAUUGUGGAGACGUGAGAAAGUCUGGAGAAACGGUUAGCGGAGUCUACGAAAUUAAACCGGAUCACAAUUGGAAAGCCAACGUCUUUUGUGACUUUGUAUAUGGCAGUCAAGAUUGGAUCGUCUUUCAAAGAAGAAUAGAUGCCAGUGUCGACUUUUAUCGAAACUGGGCGUCAUACAAAAAUGGAUUUGGGGAUACGAAUGGAAAUUUUUGGAUUGGACUUGAUACGUUGCACAGACUGGCUGCUCCAGGGAGAGGGGCUAUUCUACGGAUUGACAUGAAACACCACAACAGUCCAACAACUCAGUAUUAUGCAGAGUAUUCUUCAUUUGAAGUUGGUGACGAAGCAUCUGGUUACAAACUGCUUUCACGUGGAUACUCAGGUAAUGCCGGUGACUCCAUGGCGUUUCAUGAUGGCAUGAAAUUCACAACAUAUGAUCGAGACAACGAUAAAAGUAGGGAGAACUGUGCCAACAACUUUAAAGGAGCCUGGUGGUACAAAUCAUGUCAACAUGCAAGCUUAAAUGGACUCUUCCCAACAACAAGCACAACAAGUCCAACAUACAUGGGUUGGCUUGGAAUUGAUGGAAAGCAUGGCAAUGUAAUGUUUUCAGAAAUGAAGCUGAAAUAUCACAGGGGAACUCGAUAAGACGAGGGAAUCCAUAAAUUGGAAGAUUAUAGAGACUUGACUUGGUGAGGUGAUUUUUUAGUUGAUGACAAAAGGAUUUUUAGUUAAUACUUUAACGAAAAUUGCUUUGAAGAUGAUCUUGCACCUAUAUGUGUAUUUAUCGUUUAUUCAUCAAUCAAUUAUAAAAAAAUAAACUUUAUUUGCAAAUACAAUUUGCCAUUUGAUAAGCUAUUAAUGGUACUGGAUUAGGUAAAGUUGCAUCAGGUGCUAUUAGACAAGCACCUAACCAACUAUCGGAAAAUUCUCGUCAACUUAUCUGGGCCUUUUUCAAGAUUGGGCCUAAAGCUGUAGCACCGCACCAAAACU
Molecule: messenger RNA, 9020 nt
Organism: Rhopilema esculentum
Lineage: Eukaryota; Metazoa; Cnidaria; Scyphozoa; Rhizostomeae; Rhizostomatidae
Source: RefSeq, a predicted model, not a curated record